Acanthisitta chloris (rifleman) is the source of this 9105-nucleotide messenger RNA. RefSeq names its product microtubule-actin cross-linking factor 1-like. Gene Ontology annotation, biological process: regulation of microtubule-based process; wound healing; regulation of focal adhesion assembly. Gene Ontology annotation, cellular component: intermediate filament; membrane; actin cytoskeleton. The record is from RefSeq and is a predicted model, not a curated record. NCBI's taxonomy places the organism in Eukaryota, Metazoa, Chordata, Aves, Passeriformes, Acanthisittidae. Gene Ontology annotation, molecular function: structural molecule activity; cadherin binding.
AUGGUGGAUCAGCUGGAGAACCCCAGCAUCUCCGACAUCUACAUCAGUGGGGAGCUGGGGGAUAUGUCAGCCAAGGAGAAGCUGCUUCUGUGGACGCAAAAGGUGACAGCAGGUUACAUUGGGGUGAAGUGCACCAACUUCUCAUCAUGCUGGAGCGAUGGGAAGAUGUUCAACGCGCUCAUCCACAGAUACAGGCCAGAUCUGGUGGACAUGGAGAGGGUGCAGAUCCAGAGCAACCGGGAGAACCUGGAACAGGCCUUCGAGAUCGCCGAGCGGCUGGGGGUCACACGGCUGCUGGAUGCUGAAGAUGUGGACGUCCCCUCUCCGGAUGAGAAAUCCGUCAUAACUUAUGUGUCUUCAAUCUACGAUGCCUUUCCCAAAGUCCCUGAGGGAGGAGAAGGGAUCAGCGCUAUCGAGGUGGAUUCGAGGUGGCUGGAGUACCAGAGCCGUGUAGAGUCCCUCAUCUCAUGGAUCAAGCAGCACACGAUACUCAUGUCAGACAAAUCCUUCCCCCAGAACCCUGUAGAGCUAAAGGCACUUUAUAACCAGUACAUACACUUCAAAGAAACUGAAAUCCCAACGAAAGAGCAGGAAAAAGGAAGGAUAGAGGAGCUCUACAAACUCCUAGAGGUAUGGAUUGAAUUUGGACGAAUCAAGUUGCCCCAGGGCUACCACCCCAACGAUGUGGAGGAGGAGUGGGGCAAACUCAUCAUAGAGAUGCUGGAGCGUGAGAAACUCCUGCGACCAGCGGUGGAGAGGCUGGAACUGCUGCUACAAAUUGCUAACAAAAUCCAGAAUGGUGCUUUGAGCUGUGAAGAAAAACUCACUUUGGCUAAGAACACGCUACAGGCUGAUGCUGCUCACCUGGAGUCAGGUCAGCCGGUGCAGUACGAGUCCGACGUGGUGGUGUACCUGCAGGAGUGUGAGGGACUCAUCCGCCAGCUCCAGGUGGAUGUGCAGAUCCUUCGGGAUGAGAAUUACUACCAGCUGGAGGAGCUGGGGUUCAGGAUCAUGCGGCUGCAAGAUGAGCUGGUGACACUGAGGCUGGAAUGCACUAACCUGUACAGGAAAGGUCACUUCUCCACCCUGGAGCUGGUGCCCACGUCCACACUGAGCACAACGCACUUGAAGGGCGAGUCCCUGACCAAGGGGCUGCACACCUCCUCGGCCUCCUGGUUCCGGAAACCCAUGACCAGGGCAGAGCUGGUGGCCAUCUCCUCCUCUGAAGAUGAAGGCAGCCUUCGUUUUGUGUAUGAGCUGCUGGCCUGGGUGGAGGAGAUGCAGAUGAGACUGGAGCGGGCAGAGUGGGGAACUGACCUGCCAAGUGUGGAAUCCCAGCUGGAGACCCAGAGGCACAUCCAUACCAGCGUGGAGGAGCUGGGAUCCAGUGUAAAGGAGGCCAGGAUGUAUGAGGGUAAAAUGUCUGCGAAUUUCCGCGCGAGCUACACAGAGACACUUGGCAAGCUGGAGACACAGUACUGCAAGCUGAUGGAAACCUCGAGCUUCCGUCUGAGACACCUCCAGAGCUUACACGGGUUUGUGUCUCGUGCCACUGCUGAGCUGAUUUGGCUGAAUGAGAAGGAGGAGGAGGAAUUGGCCUAUGACUGGAGUGACAACAACCCCAACAUUGCAGCCAAGAAGAAUUACUUCUCGGAGCUGACGGCAGAGCUGGAAGAGAAGCAGGACAUCUUCCGCUCCCUCCAGGACACAGCUGAGCUGCUGUCCCUGGAGAACCACCCAGCCAAGCAAACUGUAGAGGCAUACAGUGCUGCUGUGCAGACUCAGUGGCAGUGGAUUAAGCAGCUCUGCCUGUGUGUGGAACAGCACGUGAAGGAGAACGCUGCCUACUUUCAGUUCUUCAGCGACGCUCGGGAGUCGGAGACAUACCUGAGGAACCUGCAGGACUCCAUCAAAAGGAAGUAUUCUUGUGACCAUAACACGAGCCUGACGCGGCUGGAGGACCUGCUGCAGGACUCCAUGGAUGAGAAGGAGCAGCUCAUUCAGUCCAAGAGCUCUGUGGCCAGCCUGGUGGGACGAUCCAAAACCAUCGUUCAGCUCCGGCCCAGGAACCCAGAGCACCUCGUGAAGAGCACAAUCCCCAUCAAGGCUGUCUGUGACUAUCGGCAGAUCGAGAUCACCAUCUGCAGGAAUGACGAGUGUGUCCUGGAGGACAAUUCCCAGAGGACCAAGUGGAAGGUGAUAAGCCCCACAGGGAAUGAGGCCAUGGUGCCUUCUGUCUGCUUCCUGAUCCCCCCACCCAACAAAGAGGCCAUCGAGAUGGCCAGCAGGGUAGAACAGUUGUACCAGAAAGUGAUGGCUCUCUGGCACCAGCUCCACAUGAACACAAAGAGCCUCAUCUCCUGGAACUACCUGAGGAAGGACAUAGCUCUAGUGCAAAGCUUCAGCAUGGAAAAGCUCAGAUCCUUGGCUCAAGGGGAGUGCCAGCAAGCCCUGAAGAGCCUCGAGGCACACUACGAGGAUUUCCUGCAGGACAGUCGGGACUCAGAGCUCUUCUCCGUGUCGGACCGACUGCGCCUGGAGGAGGAAGUGGAGUCUUCCAAGGAACACAUCCGACAGCUGCUGGAGUCCAUGGAGAACGAAGACAAGGAUGAGACAGUUGCCAGGACGUAUCUCUCCGAGCUCAAGAACAUCCGCCUGCGUCUGGAGGAGUGUGAGCAGAGGCUCGUGAGCAGGAUCCAGUCCCCGAGCAGUGCCCGAGCAGAUGGUGACACUAUCCAGGAAAACACCAUCCGCAUUGCAGAGCAGGAGCGCAUGCAGGAGGAUCUGCAGCACCUGCAGUCAGACCUGCGGUUUGUGUCGGAGAGAUGCUACAGCUUCCUCAACAAGGCGCCCGCGGGGCCCAGCACGCCCCAGUUGCGUUCUGAGCUGGACUUGGUGGUCAACAAGAUGGACCAGACACAUGGGCUGUCUUCCAUCUACUUGGAGAAGUUGAAGACGGUUGAUAUCAUUAUCCGGAGCACCCAAGGAGCAGAAUCCCUGGUCAAAGGGUAUGAAGUGAAGCUGAGCCGGGUGCCUGCUGACCUGUCAGCCGUUCAGACUCACAGGGCAGCAUUACAGCAAUGGCUUGGGGAAGUGAAGGACAGGGGCUCUGUCUUUUCCAAAUUGGAGGAGGAGAUGGCAAAGGCAAAGGAAGUGGGAGAGCAGCUGUACCGGCUGCGCCAGGAGCGCAGCAUCGACCUGGAGCGCUACCAGGAGAAGAGCAGCCAGCUGUGGGACCGAUGGCAGCGCGUCUGCACCCAGAUUGAGACCCGGCACACGGAGCUGGAGAGCAUCCAGGAGGUGCUGAGUGAUUACCGACAGUGCCACAGUGCCCUGAUCCAGUGGAUCGAGGAGAUCACAGUCCAGCAGGAGCUGAUGAAGCCAGGGCAGGCAGAGGACAGCCGAGUGCUGUCAGAGCAGCUCAGCCAGCAAACGGCUUUGGCUGCCGAAAUUGAGAAAAAUCAAGCCAAACUGGACCAGUGUCAGAAAUUCUCCCAGCAAUACUCAGCUGCUGUCAAGGACUAUGAGUUGCAGCUGAUGACGUACAGAGCGUUCGUGGAGUCGCAGCAGAAAUCUCCCAUGAAACGCCGGCGAAUGCUCUCGUCCUCUGAUGCCAUCACACAGGAGUUCAUGGAUUUGAGGACUCGUUACACAGCUCUGGUGACCUUAACCACGCAGCACGUCAAGUACAUCAGCGAUGCGCUGCGGCGGCUGGAGGAGGAGGAGAAAGUGGUGGAGGAGGAGAAGCAGGAGCAUGUGGACAAGGUGAAGGAGCUCCUGGGCUGGGCCCUGGGCUUGAAGCAGAGUGUGCAAGGCAGGACAGCUGGUGCUGGGAGCAGAGAGCUGGGUGACAUUGAGAAAUCCAUCUCAGAGCAGCAGGCCCUGAAUGAGGAGCUGAGUGCAAAGAAGGAGCAGGUCUCUGAGGCCAUCAAAACUUCCCAAAUCUUCCUGGCAAAACACAGCCACAAGCUUUCCCAACCAGAAAAGGAUCAGAUUUCUGCUCAGAUUGGUGCUUUGAAGGAGACCUACCAGGCUCUCUGCAGCAACUCCACGGAGCAGCUCCAGCAGCUCCAGAGCCAACUGGCUCAGGAGACAGAGCACAAGACACUGCAGGAGCAGCAGGCAGCUCGGGCACAGAGCCUGGCUGAGCUGAGCCGCUGGCUGGGCCAGGCAGAGGACACACUGGCAGAGCAGCAGAGAGCAGAAGGAGACCUGUCUGCUUUGCAGCAGAGGCAAAGUGAUGUCAAGGAGCUGCAGAGGAACAUGCACACUCGAGCUGCCUCCUUCGCCAGCGUCCUGAAGAGCACUGAGGAGUUUCUGGAGGAGAACAAGGCCAAGAUGGAGCCUGGGGAGCUGGCAGCUCUGCAGGAGAAACUCCAGCGUGCCAAGGAGCAGUACCAGUCCCUGCAGGAGAGGACAGAGGUAGCCCAGAAGGAGCUGGAGAGUGCUGUGAGUGCUGCAGUGCAGCAGGAGACUGAGAAGGUGAAAGCUGCCAAAGAGCUGGAGGAGAACAGCAAUAAGAUCGAUUCCCUUCUAAACUGGAUGGCAUUGCUGGAGCAGAAGGGAGAGCUCCCAGAGUACAGACCUCACCUCACCAUGCAAGGGACAGGGACACGAGCAGGGACAGGCACUCAGGACAUCCCUGACAGCCACACUGUGGGAGCAGACAGUGCUGCUGAGAGCCUGGAUGAGCAGUAUGAGAGGCUGAAGGCCCAGCACCAGGAGCUGCUGUCCCAGCAGCAGGAUGUCAUCCUGGCCACACAGUCAGCACAAGCUUUCCUGGACAAGCAUGGCCAGAGCCUGGCUGGGGAGGAGCGGGAGCGGCUGCAGGCGCAGCUGGCAGAGCUGAAGGAGCAGUACUCAGCAUCCCUCUCACGGUCAGAAAUGCAGCUGAAGCAGGUGCAGCUCCUUCGGGAUGAGCUGCAGAAGUUCCUGAGGGAUCAUGGGGAGUUUGAGGCUUGGCUGCAGCAGGCAGAGCAGGACCUGGAGGGGAUGUACAAGGGGGACAGUGACCCUGCAGCUCUGCGGCAGCUGCUGGUGCAGCAGGGGAACUUCUCCGAGGACGUCAUCUCCCACAAAGGAGACCUGCGCUUCGUGACCAUGUCUGGGCAGAAGGUUCUGGAUGUGGAAGGAGCUGCUGGAGAUGCAGAAUCCCAACUGCUGAUGUCCAGGAAUGUGGUCAAGAGCAAGCUGGAGGAUGCGACGCAACGAUACACCGCGCUGCACUCCAAGUGCUCCAAGCUUGGCUCCCACCUGAACACCUUACUGGAUCACUACCAGCAGUUCCAGGAGGUGGCAGAGUCUCUCAGGACGUGGCUACAGCAGAGUGAAGAUGCUGUUGGGAAGCUGCUCUCAGAGCCAGUUUCUUCAGAUCCUGCUGUACUGCAGAAGCAACUCGCCAGCACAAAGCAACUGCAGGGAGACCUGGCUGAGCACCAGGUGCCAGUGGAGAAGCUGCAGAAAGCAGCUCGGUCCCUGCUGGAGGUGCAAGGGGAACCAGCCCCAGACCACAGGCACAUUCAGGAAACAACAGAUGCCAUUGUGAGCCGCUUCCAGAGCCUCUCCCAGCAGAUGUCUGAUCGCUCAGAUCUGCUGCAGAAAUCCAUUGCCCAGUCCCAGAGUGUCCAGGAGAGCCUGGAGAGCCUCCUCCAGUCAGUGGCUGAGAUUGAGAAGAACCUGGAGAGAGACCAGCCAGCCACACUCUCCUCCACCUCCAUCCAGGACUCGCUUGCCACGAGUGUGAAGCUGAAGCAGGACAUUGCCCGACAGAAGAGCUGCCUGGAAGCCACUCGUGAGAUGGUGACGCGGUUCAUGGAGGCAGCAGACAGCCCCACGGCCUCUGCCCUGCAGGACAAGCUGGCCCAGGUGACAGAGCACUUCGACAGGCUGUGCCAGCAGCAGAGGGAGCGGGAGGACACGCUCAAGGGUCUCCUCCCAAAGGUGGAGCAGUAUGAGCAGCUCUCAGAGAAGCUGCAGCAGUUCACGGAGAGCAGAACGCGGAUGUUGGCAUCCGGGAAUCAGCCCGACAGGGACAUCGCUCACUUCUCCCAGCACAUCCAGGAGCUGAAUUCAGAGAUGAGGCAGCACCAGGAGGACCUGGCCACCCUGGAGCACCUGGCUGCAGAGCUGAGCUCCUGUGGCUUUGCCCCUGGUGCCUUCCAGCAGCAGGAAAAGCUGCAGAGCCUGAAGAAAGACUUCCUGCAGCUGCAAAAGGUGGCAAAAGAGAGAGAAAAGGAUGCAUCGUCCUGCCAGGAGCAACUGGAUGAAUUUCGGAAUCUGGUUGGCGCCGUGAGGAAGUGGCUGAGGGAGAGUGAAGGCAAGAUGCCAUCUGCUGAGACCUCCCUGGGCACCCAGGAGCUGCAGCAGCGCAGGCAGCAGGUCCAGGAUCUCCUGGAAGAGUGGAAGGGGAAGGGGGCCCAGGUGGAGGAGAUUGGCCGCAGAGGGACCCUCCUGGAGAACCUGAUCGUGGAGAUUACAGCCCCCAACACCUCACCCAAGUCAGGUGCUGCGCUGCCCACGCCGGGAGGGUCAGUUGGCAGCGUGAACGGAUACCACACGUGCAAAGAUCUGACGGAGAUCCAGUGCGACGUGUCGGAUGUGAGCCGGCAGUACCAGGCCCUCGGCGCGGCGCUGCGCGAGCGCCAGCAGCAGCUCUCGGCGAUGCUGGAGAAGAUGCAGGAAGUUCAGGAGGAGGCCAACUCCAUGCUGAAGUGGCUGGAGUCAAAGGAACGGACACUAUCAGAGCUGGAUGCCUCCUCCUCACCCACCAAGACAGAGACAAUGAGAGCCCAAGCUGAGCACAACAAGGCAUUUCUGGCUGAAUUGGAACAGAAUUCUGGGAAGAUCCAGAAGGUAAAGGAAGCACUUUCUGGCUUGCUGGAGAAAUAUCCAGAUUCCCCAGAAGCAGCGAACUGGAAGAAGAUGCAGGAAGACCUAAAUUGCAGGUGGGAAAGAGCCAGCCAGGCCACGGCCGAGCGGCAGCAGAAGCUGGAGGAGUCAGUGAACCAGCUGGCCACGUUCCAGGCUGCUGAAGCUCAGCUGCGCCCUUGGCUCAUGGAGAAGGAGCUGAUGAUGAGCGUGCUGGGACCUCUCUCCAUUGACCCCAACAUGCUGAACGCUCAGAAGCAGCAGGUCCAGUUUAUGCUGAAGGAAUUUGAAGCUCGCAGACAACAGCAUGAGCAGCUCAACCAGGCAGCUCAGAGCAUCUUGACUGGCCCUGGAGAUGUUUCCCCAUCCACAAACCAGGUGCGGGAUGAACUCCAAGGGGUUAAUCAGAAAUGGUCUGAGCUGACAGAGCGUCUCAACUCCCGCUCCAGCCAAAUUGACCAAGCCAUAGUGAAGAGCACCCAGUACCAGGAGCUCCUCCAGGGCCUCUCAGAGAAGGUGAAGGCAGUUGGGCAGCGCCUGAGCAGCCAAUCUGCCAUCAGCACACAGCCUGAUGCUGUCAAACAGCAGCUGGAGGAAACCAGCGAGAUCCGCUCGGACCUGGAGCAGCUGGAAGAGGAGAUCACAGAGGCUCAGACCCUCUGUGAUGACCUCUCCGUCCUGAUUGGGGAGCAGUACCUCAAAGAUGAGUUGAGAAAACGUCUGGAGACGGUGGCACUUCCUCUCAAAGGGCUGGAAGACCUGGCAGCCGACCGGAUGAACCGACUGCAGACCGCGCUCGCCAGUUCCCAGCAGUUCCAGCAUAUGUUUGAUGAACUCAGGACCUGGCUGGAUGACAAACUGUGCCAGCAAGCUCAGAGCCAACCCAUUUCUGCCAAACUGGAGAGGCUUCAGAGCCAAAUUCAGGAGCAAGAAGAGUUCCAGAAGAGCCUCAACCAACACAGUGGCUCCUACGAGAUGAUCGUAGCCGAGGGAGAAUCUUUGCUGCUUUCGGUCCAGCCUGGGGAGGAGAAGACCACUCUGCAAAACCAGUUGGUUGGCCUGAAAACACACUGGGAAGAGCUCAGCAAACAGGCUGCUGAUAGACACUCUAAGCUCAAGGACUGCUUGCAGAAAGCUCAGAAGUACCAGCGGCACACGGAGGACCUCCUACCAUGGGUGGAGGACUGCAAGGCAAAGAUGUCAGAGCUGGAAGUAACUCUGGACCCAGUGCAGCUGGAGGCAACUCUUCUGAGGUCAAAGGCCAUGCUGAGUGACGUGGAGAAGCGCCGGUCCUUGCUGGAGAUGCUGAACAGUGCUGCUGACAUCCUGAUUGAUGCCUCCCAAACAGAUGAGGAUGACAUCCGGGAUGAGAAGGCUGGCAUCAAUCAGAAGAUGGAUGCCAUCACAGAAGAGCUGCAAGCCAAGACUGGCUCCAUUGAAGAAAUGUCCCAGAGGCUCAAGGAGUUUCAAGAGAGCUUCAAGAACAUUGAGAAGAAGCUGGAAGGGGCAAAGCAUCAGCUGGAGAUCUAUGAUGCCUUAGGGCCUCAAGCCUGCAGCAACAAGAAUUUGGAGAAGCUCAGGACACAGCAGGAGGUUCUGCAGGCCCUGGAGCCACAAGUGGAUUAUCUGAAAAACUUAACUCAAGGUCUGGUAGAAGAUGCACCGGAUGGAUCCGACUGUUCCCAGCUCCUAAGCCAAGCUGAGGUGGCUCAGCAGGACUUCAAAGCUGUGAAGCAGAAAGUGAAUGACUGCUGUGCUCUCAUGGAAAACAAGCUGGAAGGGAUCAGCCAGUUCAAUAAUCGAGUCAGGGAGAUGUUCUCUCAACUGGCAGAUCUGGAUGAUGAGCUGGACAGCAUGGGCCCCAUCGGGAGAGACUCCGACAGCCUCCAGUCGCAGGCGGAGGACGUCCGCGCCUUCCUGGGCAAACUCCACGGGCUCAAGUCCGACAUCGAAGCUUCUGAGAGGGAAUGUAAGAAGAUGCUGGAGGAUGAAGGAAGCCCUGAUUUGUUAGGACUCAAAAGAGAGUUGGAAACACUGAACAAACAAUGCAGCAAACUGACAGAGAGAGGCAAGAACCGCCAGGAGCAGGUGGAAACGACGUUGUCGCGUGUGGAGGACUUCUACAGCCGCCUGAAGGAGCUGACCCACAUGACAACCGCGGCCGAGGACAACGAGGCGCUGCAGUGGGUGGUGGGAACGGAGGUGGAAACCAUCAGCCAGCAGCUGGCAGACUUCAAG